This is a messenger RNA of Cavia porcellus (domestic guinea pig), 3399 nucleotides long. It is a transcript of the gene Rbpjl, whose product is annotated as recombination signal binding protein for immunoglobulin kappa J region like. The transcript has 12 exons. Gene Ontology annotation, cellular component: nucleus. NCBI's taxonomy places the organism in Eukaryota, Metazoa, Chordata, Mammalia, Rodentia, Caviidae. The coding region runs from base 1 to 1596 and encodes 531 amino acids. Gene Ontology annotation, molecular function: RNA polymerase II cis-regulatory region sequence-specific DNA binding; DNA-binding transcription activator activity, RNA polymerase II-specific. The record is from RefSeq and is a predicted model, not a curated record. Gene Ontology annotation, biological process: regulation of transcription by RNA polymerase II.
AUGGACCCUGGCAGGGCAGCAGUAAAUAGACCUCUGGUGGGGCUUGUCGCCUGCCCACCUGCAGACUCCUCAGCACCCCCAGGCCCUUUGACUCACCUGAGCCUGCAGGACAGGUCGGAGGCGCGGCUGCAGAGCAGAGCAGACGGGCAGAGCCUCCCGGGCAGUUGGACCAGCUCAUCCCCAGAGUGCACCCCCGCACUGAGGGAAGGAGUGCGCAGCUGCCUGCAGCAGCGGUGCCAGCAGACUGUGCGGAUCCUGCACGCCAAGGUGGCCCAGAAGUCCUACGGAAAUGAGAAGCGGUUCUUCUGCCCCCCACCCUGUGUCUACCUCACCGGUCCCGGAUGGAGGGUGAAGCCAGUGCAGGGCCAAGCCCUCCAGGCAGGGGAGACCGGGGUCACCGUCUGCGGUUACAUGGGGCUGGACGGCGCGUCCGGCAGCGCUGCCGAGACGCAGAAGUUGAAUUUCGAGGAGCAGCCGGACUCCAGGGAAUUCGGUUGUGCCAAGACUCUGUACAUCUCGGACGCGGACAAGAGGAAGCACUUCCGACUGGUGCUCCGCCUGGUGCUGCGAGGGGGCCUGGAGCUGGGCACCUUCCACAGCCGCCUCAUCAAGGUCAUCUCGAAGCCCUCGCAGAAAAAGCAGUCGCUGAAAAACACCGACCUGUGCAUAUCAUCGGGCUCAAAGGUCUCCCUCUUCAACCGCCUGCGCUCCCAGAUGGUGUCCACUCGCUACCUCUCUGUGGAGGACGGGGCCUUUGUGGCCAGCGCCAGACAGUGGGCUGCCUUCACGCUCCACCUGGCUGACGGACACUGCUCUCAAGGGGACUUCCCACCUCGAGAGGGCUACGUCCGAUAUGGCUCCCUGGUGCAGCUUGUCUGCACAGUCACGGGCAUCACACUACCUCCUAUGAUCAUCCGCAAAGUAGCCAAACAGUGUGCACUCCUUGAUGUGGACGAGCCUAUCUCCCAGCUGCACAAGUGUGCCUUCCAAUUUCCAGGUGGACCUCCAGGAGGGGGUGGCACCUAUUUAUGCCUUGCCACAGAGAAGGUGGUGCAAUUCCAGGCCUCUCCCUGUCCCAAGGAGGCGAACAGGGAGCUGCUCAACGACAGCUCCUGCUGGACCAUCAUCGGCACCGAGUCCGUGGAGUUCUCCUUCAGCACCAGUCUGGCGUGCACGCGGGAGCCGGUCACGCCAGUGCCCAUCAUCGGCACCCUAGAGCUGAGCGGCGGGGGCGACGUGGCAACGCUGGAGCUGCACGGGGAGAACUUCCACGCGGGGCUCAAGGUGUGGUUCGGGGACGUGGAGGCAGAGACCAUGUACAGGAGCCCGUGCUCCCUGGUGUGCGUGGUGCCCGACGUGGCGGCCUUCGGCAGCGACUGGCGCUGGCUGCGCACGCCCAUCACCGUGCCGGUGAGCCUGGUGCGCGCCGACGGGCUCUUCUACCCCAGCGCCUUCUCCUUCACCUACACCCCGGAAUACAGCGCCAGGCCGGGCCCGCCCAGCGCGCCGAAGCCCGCUGAUGACGCCGAUGCGCUUCUGGAGAGCAUCCACCACGAGUUCACGCGAACCAACUUCCACCUCUUCAUGCAGACCUAGGAGCUGCCGGCUGCCCCGCAGGCGGGGCGGGGCGGCUUCAUUGGGCCGCCCCCUGCUGUCUUCCCCCUCCAUUAUGAAAGGGCAGAAAGAGGCUCCCCAAAGAAACCUCGUCUUACACGGGGCUUAAGAAGACACCACAUGCCUGCCUGGCAAGCAUAAGGUUGUGAGUUCAAUCCCCAGGACAAAGACAAAAACAAACAGACAAAAGACACAACCUGGAAGACGCCCUGUGUUCAAAAUGUGUGUGGUUCUCCUUGUCCACUUCGUCUCACUGCCUCUCAAUCAUUCAACUGAACUCUACCUUGGUAACUUCCCGGUUGGGUCUAUGUGUUCCUGCCCCCAUCUCUGUCUAGUUCUCCCUGUCUUUUACACAAUAUGGCACACUCCAAGAAACCAAACCUGGAGUAUUUGUCCUCCAGAGACCUAUAUCCCCCCUUGAAGAGCUACCAUAAGCCCAGAGACAAACAUGGGAGCUACAGAACGAGGAUCCUAGGGGAACCCAGGCAGAACUUUGGGAUAACCGGGUAAAAUGCAUCAGAAAGAGGGGCUCCCCUGCUUGGAGCCAGCAGACUGAACCUCAGGCUUUCCCUGAUGGGCCUGCCUACACUGUGCCUUCUUUGUGCUUUCUAUGGAAGAAGAAAAGAUAAAGAAACUUCAAACAGGCUCCUUGCAUGGUCUAUGGGACUCAAGGACACAGAUAUCAUGGGCUCCAGUUCCCUGUACAGCCCCUGAUAGAGCAAACUUGUCUGAAAUGUGGGUUUAGGGUUCAAGCCUCUGAGCCCUUCUGUGACCUUGGAGGAAGCACCCCCUUCCUGUACAAUGCCUUCCCCAGAAGUGGGAAGUCCCAUAAGAUUUCAGAAGCAGCUAAAAGCAAAAAAUUACCAGGCCAUGUUUCCCAACAGCCCUUACUCUUUAAACUCUCCAGUCUUGGCAGUCUGAACCCCCCACCCACCCCGCUCCCCCCACCCCACAAUGAGCAGCAGGAGAGAUGCUUGCUUAAAGCCCAUGUGGCCCAUGGUGAAUCCUGGCUGAGGAAUGGUGGGAACAUAGUGAAUGGGAAAACCCCCAAAUGAGUCCCUGCCUCAGGAGGGUUUGCCUCGCUGGUCCUUGGUGGUGCGGAAGCAGGAAGGAAGCUGAGAAGUUUCACAGUGCACCACACGGGCAGCUGGCUUCAAGGGCUUCACAGUUCUGUCUUCCUCAAUGCUCUCAGGCAUCCUGAUGACUCCUGAUCCCACCUGGCUACCCCCUGGAAGUCUGUGACUCUCGAAGCUCCAGCCCUUCCCUGUCUCCUGAGUUCUGGCUUGCGGGGCUGUCCUUAGAGAUCCUCCUUACUCCUGUCUGAACUCCCCACCAAGGCCUGAGGACUCUAUCUGUCCUUCACACUAAAGCAUGUGUCUUCCACUCCAUUACUGUGCUGUCUCCAGCCCCAGGUUGGAUGUCUGUGGGAAUCAGGGACACAGAAUCAUGGGCUCCAGCUGCCUGUACCAGCCUAGUGCAAAAUGAAAAUAUAUGACUCCUGUUCAGAUAAUUUUCAGACAAGAUGAGAGAUGAUGAAGUCAAGUCAAAGCCCUUCUUAACACAGUUCAUCAUCCCUAAAGCUGGCCCUGCUGCCAGGCUUCCGUCUUGUAUUCCAUCAUGUGACCUCAUGGCUUGGGUCAAGGAACUUUAUGUAUGUGUCUGUUUCCCCUCUAGAUUGUAAGCUUCAUGUGGAAAGGGGAUUUUAUCUCUGUGUGUCCGGGAGGACAGACUGCAGUGUCUUGCACAUUGAGUUUGUUCUCAUUAAAUAACUGAAUUGGCCAAUAA